Molecule: messenger RNA, 975 nt
Organism: Drosophila yakuba
Lineage: Eukaryota; Metazoa; Arthropoda; Insecta; Diptera; Drosophilidae
Source: the annotation of a RefSeq genome assembly
AUAGAAUUUAUUUUAUCAUUAAUUGGAAGUUUAUUAUUAAUUAUUUGUGUAUUAGUAAGUGUAGCUUUUUUAACUUUAUUAGAACGUAAAGUUUUAGGGUAUAUUCAAAUUCGUAAAGGACCUAAUAAAGUUGGUUUAAUAGGAAUUCCUCAACCUUUUUGUGAUGCAAUUAAAUUAUUUACAAAAGAACAAACUUAUCCAUUAUUAUCAAAUUAUUUAAGAUAUUAUAUUUCUCCUAUUUUUUCUUUAUUUUUAUCUUUAUUUGUUUGAAUAUGUAUACCUUUUUUUGUUAAAUUAUACUCUUUUAAUUUAGGUGGAUUAUUUUUUUUAUGUUGUACAAGAUUAGGAGUUUAUACAGUUAUAGUAGCUGGCUGAUCUUCUAAUUCUAAUUAUGCUUUAUUAGGGGGUUUACGAGCUGUGGCUCAAACUAUUUCUUAUGAAGUUAGAUUAGCUUUAAUUAUAUUAUCAUUUAUUUUUUUAAUUGGGAGUUAUAAUAUAAUUUAUUUUUUUUAUUACCAAAUUUAUAUAUGAUUUUUAAUUAUUUUAUUUCCUAUAAGUUUAGUUUGAUUAACAAUUUCAUUAGCUGAAACUAAUCGAACUCCUUUUGAUUUUGCUGAAGGUGAAUCAGAAUUAGUUUCAGGAUUUAAUGUAGAAUAUAGAAGAGGUGGUUUUGCUUUAAUUUUUAUAGCAGAAUAUGCUAGAAUUUUAUUUAUAAGAAUAUUGUUUUGUGUAAUUUUUUUAGGUUGUGAUGUAUUUAAUUUAUUAUUUUAUGUAAAAUUAACUUUUAUUUCAUUUGUAUUUAUUUGAGCUCGAGGUACAUUACCUCGGUUUCGUUAUGAUAAAUUAAUAUAUUUAGCUUGAAAAUGUUUUUUAUCAUUUUCUUUAAAUUAUUUAUUAUUUUUUAUUGGGUUUAAAAUUUUAUUAUUUUCUUUUUUAUUGUGAAUUUUUUUUAGUAAAAAGUUAAUAGAAAAUUAA